AUGGCCGACGUUGCCGAAUGGUGCUAUCCGGGCGUGGCUUCCUUGCUACAUAGCUUUGUCCCGGUCAUCCAAAGCGACAGCAUACCACUCUACAAGCCAGGCUAUUUUGGGGUGUAUAAUCUCAAGGCAGACAGAAGCCAAAUGUCAGUCCCCGAGAAGUUUAAUGAGGACAAACUCAUCCUGAUGGAGCCCCUUCCUGAAUUCUGCCUCAUGGACCGGUUCAAGUGGCAAUUCCCUGGUCGAGACGAGAUCACUACAGGAUUCAUCGAUUUGUCAAAAGUCAUGAUGGACGCGAUUCACGCCACGAGGCACAGCCGUUUGAGUGCCUGGGCAGACCUUCGAAUGACUGGCUUACGCAUCUCAAAAACCAUCGACGACUUUUGGAAACUGUCCAAGACGCACCCAAAACCAACUUUCUGGCCUUCUGAAGGCGACGAGGAGAUCAGACGUAUCCGCAAGAGCAUUGAAGUGUUUGUCGAGAAAGACCCUCUGCAGGAGAUGAAGGAGGAAUCGGCACGAACCCUCGGUCGUCCCUCCUAUCCGUCCCCAGAUCACCUAAUGCUCUCGAGAAAUCCAAUGCUUUGUGGUCUGAUGACAUUUCAGCUCAACCUUCGCAUGCAAACCAUUGGCCAGGGCCUUGUUACCCAAUGGUACGAGGUUCCGCAGUUGGCUUUCCUUUACAACCUAGUCCAACAAACGGCUGAUCCGACUCUUUCCUGGCCUGACAUGGAACUUUUCAUCAGGAUCCAUGGCGAAGACCGCAUCUUUGUCGGUAACAGACCUAAAGAUGCCGCCCAAUCGCUCAACAGGCUUGAGAUCGUCACGGGAGUAUCAGCGGCAGCGCGAUUCGCUAACGACUCUCGACAGCGCAGCGACUGGCACCGACCUGAUGGGAAGAAGGCCAGACAUCUGGAGCCUAGUGCGACGAAAGUGGUCAACAUCUUCCGAGAGCGCUACCAGGAUGACAACCCCGAGAACACAAAUUUCCCAAGUAUUUGCAGUGCCAAAGUAAGCACAUUCCUGGAUGAACUCUCAGAGAAAACUGCAAAGAAGAACAAGUCGAAGAAGUCCACUGGUUUGGACAAGGGUAAAGAGCUCGCGCUGAGCGCUCUGUCCUCGCCUGAUGAGUUUCUGGGGCGUAGAUGGCAAAACACACAUAACGUCGGACCGCUGCAGCUGCUAGCUCUGAUCAGGGGGAAGCUUAGAGAGGAAGAACCUGUCCUUCUGUUCAACUACUUUGCCAUGCAUAGGCGCUCGGUCGAGAUACUCCGCCUAAUUCAGAAGAAGGAGCACCACAAGUUUGUCCAGUACUUUACCGAACGGUAUAUGCCCGACGACAGCUCCAUCUCCAACCUCGUCCUCCUAAUUCAUCACGUCGCUCGUGGGUCCGCAAUCAGCGGCCAGCAAUUGGGCCUCACAAAGUUAAACAGGGAUACCCAGGUGGUGAGCCGCAUGGUUAUGAGCUGCGCCGACGUCAUGAGCGCGUAUCUCGCCAAACAUGGCGAUGAGGUGGGCAGGGAACUGCGGACGUUUUCCAGGAAUAAGAAAUAUCUUGCUCUUGCCAUCGAGGAUGGAAAGGCUCUUCAGAAGGAGAAGGAGAAUGAGGUGGACAAGAAUUCCAUGUAUGUGUUUGGAUUAGAGCAGAUGCUCAGCCCUCGACAACUCGAGUCACUCCGAACGGGGAUUCCGAUGGCUUGA
Exophiala xenobiotica is the source of this 1698-nucleotide messenger RNA. RefSeq lists its product as uncharacterized. The transcript is spliced from 2 exons. Lineage: Eukaryota; Fungi; Ascomycota; Eurotiomycetes; Chaetothyriales; Herpotrichiellaceae. The record is from RefSeq and is a predicted model, not a curated record. Bases 1 to 1698 code for a protein of 565 amino acids.